CGUGGGAUGCGGGAAGUGGGAAGUGGGAAGUCUAUAGGGAUACAGGGACAUGUAUAUAAUGGCAUCAUGGCUCCCCUCACACCCAUCGUCAUCCUAUUAUUCUUUUUCUUUCUUUCUCGUUUGAUAGCUUUUUCUGAUAAUGGCUUCUUCAACCCCCGCUCUCAGGAACUUCUCUUCCUCGUUCAAGCUGCUCAACCCUGGAUCUGUCUCCUCUACCCCUGCCCACCGACUCCUCCCUUUCAAGUUCUCCAACCCAUCUCCAUCCCACAACCUCACGCUCCACUCCACACACUACAGUUUCCCAAAACCCGCGAGAUCCAUCUCUUUCUCAUGCAAAGCCCAGAGCAGCCCUUCAGAUCCUCCCCGACCCUCUAAAGUGCAGGAACUCCAUGUGUACGAGAUCAAUGAGAGAGACCGUGGGAGCCCAGCUUACCUCCGAUUGAGCCAGAAAUCUGUCAAUUCCCUCGGCGAUCUCGUCCCUUUCAGCAACAAGAUCUACACAGGAGACCUGGAGAAGCGGUUGGGAGUAACAGCGGGGAUAUGCGUGCUGAUACAGAAUGUUCCAGAGAAAAAAGGAGACAGAUACGAGGCCAUAUACAGCUUCUAUUUCGGAGACUAUGGUCACAUAUCGGUGCAGGGGGCUUACUUGACCUACGAGGAUACGUAUCUGGCCAUCACCGGUGGUUCCGGAAUCUUCGAAGGGGCCUACGGUCAGGUUAAGCUUCAGCAGAUUGUUUUCCCCUUCAAGCUCUUCUACACCUUUUACUUGAAGGGCAUCAAUGAGUUGCCGGCGGAGCUCUUGGGGAAGCCGGUCCCCCCGUCUCCCCAUGUGGAGCCAGCGCCAUCCGCCAAGGCCUGUGAGCCCCAUGCCUGUAUUGCUAAUUUCACCGACUGACCCUUGACAAGUAGGAAAUUAUGCGUUUUGGUAGUGGUUGUGGGGUCAUUGUCCCAAAGUGGAGCUCAAGCCUUUACAAGCUAAAGCACCCAAUGUAAUAUUUAGAUUUCAAUAAAGACUAUAAUUAUGCCACAGGGAUUGGCACUUUUUUUUAA
This is a messenger RNA of Vitis riparia (riverbank grape), 1050 nucleotides long. RefSeq names its product allene oxide cyclase, chloroplastic-like. The transcript is spliced from 3 exons. Gene Ontology annotation, molecular function: allene-oxide cyclase activity. Bases 140 to 895 code for a protein of 251 amino acids. Gene Ontology annotation, biological process: jasmonic acid biosynthetic process. The record is from RefSeq and is a predicted model, not a curated record. NCBI's taxonomy places the organism in Eukaryota, Viridiplantae, Streptophyta, Magnoliopsida, Vitales, Vitaceae.